Molecule: messenger RNA, 1884 nt
Organism: Saccostrea cuccullata (small rock oyster)
Lineage: Eukaryota; Metazoa; Mollusca; Bivalvia; Ostreida; Ostreidae
Product: calmodulin-A-like
Exons: 5
Coding region: 313-882 (189 amino acids)
Cellular component (GO): myosin II complex
Molecular function (GO): calcium ion binding
Source: RefSeq, a predicted model, not a curated record
GACGCAUGCUCCAUUUUCAUCUCAGCUGCGGAAACUGGACUUCAGUCUGCCAAUAAAUCUUAAAUCACAUGUCGCCGGGCUAGUGCUCAUUGAUACAUUGAUUUUGGUUGAAAGGGAACAAUAUAUCAUAGCCAUCGUGAAAAAAAACAUACAGAUUGUGGACACGUCACAGCCUCAUUGGACCCUAGAAAACGUGAAAGCCCAAAAGUAUUGACUGGUCAUGUUUCGCUGAGAUCUACCUCUGUUAUAACUUAGAAGGUGCAACAAUUGGAAAACUUUAUCUUUAACACUUGGAGAUUUUGGACAGUGACUAUGGCCCAUGUCAGAAUAUCGGCAGCUAACAGCAUUAAACAGAAGUACAAUCUGCGCCGCGCCUCGGCGCCCGUGCAGACUCACCACAUGGUCGUAAAGGCUCAAAGAUCACGAAGUUUGAAUGAUAUAGGAGUUCCAGAGGACCAAAAAAGAGAACUAAAGGAAGCAUUUGGGAUGUUCAAGACCAGGAAAGGAAAGAUGUUUGCAAAAGAUCUGGGUCCUCUACUUCGCUGUUUAGGGCUAAACCCGUCCGAAAGAGAUUUAGAGGAAGCCAGGCAUGAACUGGACGUUUGUGCCAAAGGAAAAAUUAGCUACGCUGAUGUCGAGCGUUAUGUGAUUUCUCAUGGCGACGUCUACGCCGAGGAAACAGAGGACAUUCUAGAAGCAUUCCGAGUCUUGGACAAAUGUGGAAGCGGGAAAAUAUCCGUGUCGGACUUCCGAAGGUGCAUGACAACCAUGGGGGACCGCAUGACACCAGAGGAGGUGGAAGAGAUCAUUCAAUAUGCAAAAUCUGAUGGAUUCAUCGAAUAUGAAGAUUUGUUACGAGAACUAAGCGAAUCAACAAAAUAAGAGAAAAGCCUCUGCUUUUGAUUUUUUGACAAUUAUGUCCUACAUGGUGUGCGUGCAUGGUGUGUACAGAAACGCGUACUUUAUGGGCGAAGUCUGUUUUCCGGUAUGGAGGGACCAAAGAAGAAGCAGCUAUAUUGUAUUCGGCACCAUUUCUGUUUGUGUGUCGCAAAUGGACCUUUUGCAGUAUAUAGCAAUUUGUAGCAUUACAUGAUCAAACAUCGACUUUCUUGUUCCUACAUGUUGCCACAUCUGGUCGCUAGAAUGCAUUCUUAUUUAGAAUGAUUGUCUUAAGACUUGAGAGAGUAGUACUAAGGCAUUUCAAACCUUCGGGACAUAGCAAUUAUUUUUCAUGUACAUUUGUACUCAAUGAUCAUUACAUUUUUGUAAAUUAAGUUUAGAUAUUUUUGAUAUACUUCAUGUUUUGUAUAAUGCACAAACAGGUCACAUGUUUAAUGUAUAUGUUAGAAUUGUACAUGUACCAGGUGCAGGUUAUCGUUACAAUGAAUUGGUGAAGGAGAACUGUAUAGUCAUCGAAAUCAUCUUUUAUAUCUGGAUCCACAAGAAAAUGUAGCACUCCUUAAAUUGUGAUAUAGAAUUUCCUUAUUCUGCAGUGGUUACACAAUAUGAUUGCAAUAUUUUUGAGAUUCGGGUAAUGUUCUUGUUCGAUAUUUUCUAGAUGCAGAACUGUGGCUGUAUGGCUUUACUAUUAAGUCUUUGACCAUUAGACAACAAGUACAUGUAUAUGAUGUCAGACUAAAAUAUAAAACCAUAACGCUACAGUCCUGCAGCUAGUUAUUUGCUUGAUAUUUGUCAGAAUUACCAAAUAUUCUAUUUGUUAUCACAAUUACCAAUAUUUCUAUUUUUUGUUAUUUCAUUACUAUUCUAUUUGUUAUCAUAAUUAUCCAGUAUUCUAUAUGUUAUGAUAAUAACCAAAUGUUCUAUUUUCCAGUAUUACAUUUGUUAUAUAACACAAUCCCUUUUUAAAUAAAGUUAGUUUCUUAU